Peronospora matthiolae is the source of this 1356-nucleotide messenger RNA. Lineage: Eukaryota; Oomycota; Peronosporomycetes; Peronosporales; Peronosporaceae. The record is from the annotation of a GenBank genome assembly.
AUGAGCAGCCACGACGACGACGAGACGACGGCAGCGGCGGCGGCGCCAGGCGUGAGCGUCCCGCCCGACGCGCAGUUCGACCUCACGAACCGCCUCGCGCCCUUCAUGGACCUGCACUUCAUGUUCCCGCUGAUCGAUUUCCUCUCGAGCUGCGAGCUGUACGACGAGCCGACGCUCAUGGCCGCCAAGUUGGCGCUUCUGAAGCCCACGAACAUGGCGGACUUUGCCGUGGAGAUCCACCAGACGCUGCACAAGACCGACGAGGUCCCGCAGGAGUUUGACACGCGGCGGAGCGAGAUUCUCGACGCGUUGAGCUUUGCCAAAACCGCCUGCCGUCCCAUGCUGAGUCUCAUUGAGAACGAGGAGAAGAUCCUGCAGCUCCAGAGCGAGACGCUGCUUAAUGCCAGCUACUUGGAGCAGCACGAGGGGAUUACGCCGGCGGUGUUGGACGGACUGUACAAGUACGCGAAGCUGCAGUACGAGUGCGGCAAUUACCAGGAUUGUCUCACGUACUUGACGUACUAUGGCGUGCUCAUUCCCAACUCGUCCGAGCAGUAUUUGAACGCGCUGUGGGGCAAACUCGCGGCUGAGAUCCUGAUUUUCCGCUGGGACGACGCGCUCGCUGACAUUUCUCGGAUCAGCGACGUCAUUGAAAGCAGCACGGUCAUGAGUCCUGUCGAGCAGCUGCAGCAGCGUACGUGGCUGUUGCACUGGUCGCUCUUUGUGCUCGCGUGGCAUGAAGAAGGUCGCGAUGCAAUCGUCGACUUUAUGUUGCAGUCGCGAUGUGUAGAGGCGAUCCAGAGCAAUGCACCGUGGCUGCUGCGCUACCUCUGCGCCGGCGUCAUCUUACACAAGCGUCGACGAAACCUCAUUAAAGACCUGCUCCGCGUGCUGCGCGUCGACGACAGGGGCUACCGUGACCCGAUCGUGGAUUUUGUUGAGUGCUUGUUCAUCAACUUUGACUUUGAAUCCGCGCAGGAGAAGCUGCGCGAGUGCGAAGUGGUGCUGGCCAGUGACUUUUUCCUCUACGAGAAGAACUCGACGGACUUCAUGGAAGCUGCACGUCUCGCCAUCUUUGAGAUGUACUGCCGCGUGCAUCGCACCAUUGACAUGAAUGCGCUAUCGUCGAAGCUGGCAAUGCAGGAGGAUGGCGAAGCCGAGAAGUGGAUCGUGAACCUCAUCAGUAAUGCUCGCCUUGAUGCCAAGAUUGACUCCCAAGAAGGACGGAUUGUCAUGGGCACGCCGCAGAACUCGGUGCAUCGUCUCGUGGUCGACAAGACUCGCGAUCUUGCAGCGCGGACCUGUAGCAUGGUGGCGCAGUUCGAGCGUAUGGGCAAGCGGAAGACCUACCAGUGA